This is a messenger RNA of Hyaena hyaena (striped hyena), 1141 nucleotides long. RefSeq lists its product as uncharacterized. The record is from RefSeq and is a predicted model, not a curated record. The transcript has 4 exons. Lineage: Eukaryota; Metazoa; Chordata; Mammalia; Carnivora; Hyaenidae. Bases 1 to 507 code for a protein of 168 amino acids.
AUGGAAGGCAAGGUUAACAUCGCUCAGCUACCCAAAAGGACAAGAACAGAUUCAAAACCAGAGACGUACUUAGAAGAAUCUGAGAUAAGAAAGGGCCCGAAGGAUUCCGAAGGCUCUGGGCGGGCCGAGGGCCGCGGGCGCCAAUGGCCAGGCCCGCCCCGCCCCCCGGCCGGAGGCUGCCCGGGAUUGGCUGCCCGCCGCCCGCCGCGCCGCCGUCCUCGUCGUCGCGGCGCCGCCCGGGUCUCUGUGCCGCACGCGAGACGCCGGCCUCAGUCCCGCCGAGCUGAGCGGGCGCGGGCGCGGCUUCUUUGUGGCGGGUUCGAGGCCCGGCCCGCCUGCGGCUGCCGGAGCCCAGCCCGGGGCCUGCGGAGUCCUUCUCCGACGUGUGCGGGGCAGCAGCGGCCCGACUUCCACGCGCAGGUGGAAAACUACAGGUAUGAGCCACAGAUGCUGGAGUACUCUGAUGCUGGUAUUUUAACUGACUUACACCAACUAUGCAGUUUAUAACAUACACAUGCCUCUAAUGAGGUCACAUAUUUAACCACGUGUCCAGUGCUGGCAGCAACAGGGCAGCACAGCAGGUGUUCGAUUUCUCAUCUUGUCGGUUAGUUCUUACAACUUUGUGAAGUUGACGCCGGCCUCUCGUUUUAGUCAAGCAACUGCAGGUCAGGUACCGACUCAGGGUCCUGUCACAUGUGGAGCCCUGAAUGUGAAUCCUCAUGUAACUUCCUGGCUCUGUGACCUCUUAGAAAGUUAACUUCCCUCUAUGGGCAUUUAAUGUUGUAGCGUCACAGUAGAAAUGCUGAAACAGACGAGGCCAGUCUGGUCAGGGGAGACCACAGUUAGAGCUGUGAAGAACAUAAGGUCUUCAUAGCAUUUAAUCCCGGUGAACCCACGAUUUGGCACAAAGCGAGUAUCUGUCAGCACGUUAGGUGGUUCUGAUGAAUUAGCAUAACAGCUGUGAACAGGGAUUUGAAGGGCACAGUGGUGCUAGAUGGUUAGAACAUGAAAGUAUGACAGGUGAUGGGGGAGUUUGGGGGAAGAAAUGAGACAGUGUAGCGAGAGCAGCAGAGCCUAGGACCGCUAGUUCUUGCUGAUCAGCUCUGAUUGUCUGCAGAUACCUCAUUUUCCAGACGUUUUA